Molecule: messenger RNA, 4141 nt
Organism: Chara braunii
Lineage: Eukaryota; Viridiplantae; Streptophyta; Charophyceae; Charales; Characeae
Source: the annotation of a GenBank genome assembly
CUCGUCUGCUCCGCUCCUUCCGCGCCCCUUUGUCCCCGUCCUCGUCUCUAACGCGCGCUCUGGUGCCUUCUUUCUCGGUUGGUCGUGGCUGCACGGCAAAGGCAGACCUUCUGCAAAGUUUUGCUUCAUCUGGUGUGGAUUGGGCGAUAAUCGAUGAAGAUCAAUGAUUGAUUGAUCGGGCGGAGCCAAUGAGUAGGCCCGUCUGCUGUCUGCAGAUUGACUAUUGCCACUUGUAUAAUUGUUGGGCGGAACUUGUGACCUUGAUCUCUCUCUCUCUCUCUCUCUCUCUCUCUCUCUCUCUCUCUCUCUCUCUCUCUCUCUCUCUCUCUCUCUCUCCCGCGUACCCCCGCUUGCUCUCUCUCUUGUUCUUCCUUGCAUCCUUCUUCCUUCCCUCUUCGUCUUCUUCCUCUUUCUGCUGUCCUUGCCAUUGCGGGUCGCUCGCUCUCUUACCUGUGCAGGAGGGAAUGAGAUGCCAUUUUUUCCAUGGCUUCUGCUGUUUUCGUUAUCGAGUUCGAUGUUGUCAGGAGUGAUCAUGUGGAUGGCAGACUGCUCGAGUGUAUGGUGACUCUACUCGAUUGUGGUGCUAAGGCGUCACGACGGGAACGAGACUGAAGGUCGGGAAGAGGCAUUUGGUAAUCGCGGAAGUAUAUUCUCAUAUAUGUUUGUGACGAUAUAUAUGUAUACAUCCUAAUCUAUGUGUCCUCUCCAUCCAUCUAUCUUCGAAAACUUGCGACACUGAGGUGCAGAGGGACACUCGAGUGGCGUACUCUUUGCUGUCCCUUCGUGGUCGGAUACGAUAUGCGUGGGCAGGGUAACGAUCCAGAGUUCGGGAUGAGAGACUCGGAAAGGCGAGCUAUCGGUCGAAGGACCCACUGUGUAUGGAUAUGCCAACUUGGUGGCUGGUAGGCGAGCUAUCGAUCGAAGGACCACCGAGUAUAGAUAAGUGAAGUUGGUGUGUGUGGACGUAAUUAAUGGAGACCCCAGUCUCGUGCUGCGUUCUUGCGCGCAUGCCGCGACGGAGGGAAGAUUGGAGGGUACGGGCGAUGGUCGUGACCGGUUAUGUCGUACAGUGCGACACGUGGCAAGAGUGAGAUUAACGUGUUCAUCCUCUCCUGUUGUGAAUGUAUCAGGGGAACACGAGGAUUGGGAGGAACAAGGGGUUGAGAGUGGUGGAGAGCGAAAGGAACGCAGAUUUGGGCUAUUUGCCCGACUGUGUAUUCAUGCGUCUGAUCCUACUACUGGACGAGAAUUUCGGGUCAUCUUUUAUUCCUGGUUGCCUUUCCGGUGAUAUGGUAGUUUGCCUAGGGAAGGAAAAACGCCGAGUCGUCGGUCCGCGAGAGCGGCACAGGAAGCUGGAAAUGAGAGACGGUAAAUAUCGUCUUGGUUUAGCAGGUGACACAGGCGCGGGUGGAUUUCGAGGAUCAUCCUUUGGUGUCAUCUGCGGUUGCUGCCUGCUUUCGACCUUAAUCUAUGAGCGACCGAGAAGAGGGAGGCAACUCUCCUUCCCCGGUGGCUACUUACCCCAGUGACAGAAACGGAAGUUCCCUGACGGCGGACUCUUUCUGGGAGUGGUGGUGUGGACGCGUGUAUAUCUUGGUGUGCGGGUGCGUUUGUGCGUGAUCUUACCAAGUGCAAGAGAUAGACGGGUGCAGGGUGUGUGUGCGUGUGUUGUGUGUGUGGGGAGGGAGGGAGAGAGAGAGAGAGAGAGAGAGAGAGAGAGAGAGAGAGAGAGAGAGAGAGAGAGAGAGAGAGAGAGAGAGAGAGAGAGAGAGAGAGAGAGAGAGAGAGAGAGAGAUGGUUAACUCCAAGAGUAGGGGUCAAUCUGCGGGGCGCGGAAGUGAGAAGAAACAACUGAUGCGUUUGGAUGCGCAUAGGUAUAUUGAAUACAUCCCCGCGAAUCAUCUGAAUGGCACGGUGGGAAGUCAGAUUCCAUCGCCACUCGAGAAGGUUGACAGCUCGCACAUGAGGGGAAUCGGGAGCCGAGCUGCGAGUCGUCAAUUUGAAGAUGUGUACGGGAAGGUUUUUUCCUCAACGGAUGAUCAACAGCUGAUGGCUGUGCCCCCGAAAGCGGCAAUAAUGCUGGGUUAUGAUCUGAGCGGGAAGGAAUUAUCGGCGGGUUCCGCCUCUCCAGUGUCGACUUUCAGCGAAGACUCGGAUGGGGAGGAGGAGUAUGACGAGGAUGUCACGUUUUCGGAAGAGUGCAAAAAGCCCCCCCCUUCAGGCCCGGCGAAAGGGCAGAAGGGGGAGGAUUCGCACGUAGCGAACGGUGCGCGGCAACCCGCAGAAGACGAGUCCGAGGCAAUAGAGUUCAAUCCUGGCGGGAGUGUGACUAAUGAUGAUGGAGCGUCAAGCCCGCCGACGUUUCCAUGGAAUAGCUGGACGUCGAAGAAAGGUCCCAACGGUGGUGGUUGGGCGAUAGGAAGGACGGGAGUGCCGCCAGGCGGUGGGAAGGGAGGAGAAGGACGAGGGGUCGCCUCACAGGAUGUGGAGAGUUGCAGACGGCCAGUAAUGGCGCGCACAUCAACCCCGACGGGACACAUGUCAACUCCGUCGUCGCCUAAUCACGAUUCCCUAGGGACUUCGCAGUACGCUCCGCGGGCUGUCUCUCUACCGACAUCACCGGAGAGCGGGGAUUUUCCUGGGAGUGGCGCUUCUUCAAUGCUUAACACGAGGUCCAAUCCCGGCUCUCCCAGCAACGGCAGGCUGCCUAUGGGGGAGCAACCGAAGGCGGGAGGAAGGCCGACGUCACCGAGGCCGCAGCAGCUACCCCCUCCGCCUUUGAUGUCGACGACGCCGAAAGCUUCUCUUUCGCCUAGGCAAAACCAGAUGGUGCGCGUGCAGCAGCCCUCUCUGCACGUGGGACCUCCGCCGUCGCCCGUUUUCGGCGACGAUGUUCACUCGUUCCGGUCGCCUCCCGGCUCUUCCGUUGGAAACGCCCCUCGAGGGGCAAAUUUCACGCCUCAAGUCCUGUCUCCUGGUAGCUCCAGCCAUGUGACAAUGCUGCCGAAGAAGAGGCACCCGACGAAACCCCUGCCGCCAGCGUCUACCGAUCCCGACGAUGACGUCCUCCCGCAACAGCCAUCGUCACGUCGGCCGUUUCCCGAUGUCAAUUCGCGAGCAGGGGCGCCAUCAGCUGCAACAGGAGAAUCGUCCCUCUUCUCUUCCACAAGGGAGUGGGGUUCCGGCAGGUCACCGCCGUAUUGGAAAGGAGAUCAGCCACAACCAUGGGUUUCGAUAAUGAUGGACCCGCGACUGGUAGAUCCUCGCCCGAUUGAACAGGAAGCGAUGGAUCCGGACACCUCGCCGAGAGGAUCAGUAGUAGGAGGAGGAGGCCCAUUCCGGCAGACGGGGUUGUCGUCGUCUGCUGGGACGUCGUUGUAUCCGCCGCAUGCAUCGCCCUACCUAGAUUGCAUAUACCCUCCUCAUCCUUCUUCGCCACCCCCUGUCACGUAUCCUGGUGUUCCUCUUCGUCCUCCUUCGCCUCCCCCUUAUCCCUCCGCUACCUCCGCCUCUGGUUUUUCUUCCCAGGAAAGUAUCUUUCGCUCGAACAGCGAAGAGAUCUCUGGUAUGCCAAUGGGCGACUCCCCAAGGUCUUUCAGGAGUUUCAGGAGUUUUACGAAGGGAAAGAAGCUUGGCAGCGGAGCCUUCGGAACCGUUUACGAGGCCAUGACCCCUGAUGGCAAGUUUUAUGCAGUGAAGGAAUUGGAUAUGUCGGUGGCCGUUGGCAGUCAGGAUGCACAACAAGCGCUUGCCUCGCUCAAGCAGGAGGUGGAGCUAUUGAAGCGGCUGCAGCAUCCCAAUAUUGUCCAAUAUUAUGGAACCUUUGAGGAGGACACAAAGCUCUACAUUUUCUUGGAAUGUGUAUCAAAGGGUUCAAUCCAGAAUGUUUUGUCGCUAUACAGCCGUCUCGACGAAAGCCAGAUUCGGAAUUACACUCGGCAGAUUCUGGAAGGGAUCAAGUACCUGCAUGAACAUGACACGAUCCACAGGUCUGUAUUCUCAUUUUUCUCAAUUGUUAUUGCUUUGCUCUUUGUCAGCAUUUAUGGUAGUGGUUCUUGUGUGCUGGAAUAGGGAAUGAUGAUGUAAAAGUUGAUGGGAGUAUGGAGUGCAUGAGUAGGCAUUACUCAGCAAUAUGGUUGCA